Molecule: messenger RNA, 2250 nt
Organism: Diaporthe amygdali
Lineage: Eukaryota; Fungi; Ascomycota; Sordariomycetes; Diaporthales; Diaporthaceae
Exons: 10
Coding region: 1-2250 (749 amino acids)
Biological process (GO): DNA-templated transcription; regulation of DNA-templated transcription
Cellular component (GO): nucleus
Molecular function (GO): zinc ion binding; DNA binding; DNA-binding transcription factor activity, RNA polymerase II-specific
Source: RefSeq, a predicted model, not a curated record
AUGGAUUUCACAGACACGAAACCCAUACAGACUGUGGGCACCGACCUGAGCCUGCCAUCGCCUGCCGCCACCUCGGCGCCCGCGCCUUCGUCUGGGCCUGCGCCCGUCAUCAAGCGACGCUCCCCAAUUGCUUGCCGGAGAUGUCGCCGCAUGAGAAGUAAAUGCCUGCACGAGAAAGCGAAGCCACCAUGCAUAGCCUGUAAGGAGGCUGGCCUCAGUGCCGCAGACUGCAUAUUCCCCGUGCGUGGCCAACCCGACAAUGACCGCGAAUACCGUCACCCGCGCAUGCGGGCCGACAAGGCCCAAAAGAGGGACUCGGCCAAGAUGCGUCGUGAUAUCCUCGACGCGCCCGUCAUCCCCUCGCCCGCGUCGCUGAAGAGCAUCAAGGGCGUCGACGAGUGGGACUACCUGCCCACGCUGCCCGACACCAUCGAGGCCGUCAACCAGUUCACUCGGAAUUACUUCCAGCUGGGUUUCAUCCCCAAGCAAGCCUUUCCCGAGCGCUUGCGGACCGACUCUCGAUCCAUCAGCGUUUUCCUCUUGCUUAGUAUCCUGAGCAUAUCAGCGCGCUUCACCCCAUCUCUUGUGGAACGGUACGGGGGCGGUAUGAAGGCUGCCGAGACCUUUAUGGACAGGGCAACAGCGGUGGCGUUGUCCGAGCUCUACCAAGUGCCCAGCCUGGAGAGGUGUCAGGCUUUCUACCUGCUCAGCAUCGCCCAACAAGGCAGUGGGAUGAAAAACAAGAGCUACAUCAACAUGGGCAUUGCCAUGCGGAUGGCCGCCUUGAUGCGGCUGCACCGAGAAGAGACGUAUGCGCUUCAGAACCCAUCGAAGGAAAUGGUCAUCGCUGCUGAGUCGGCACGUCGGACGCUAUGGAUGCUACACAGCCAAGACAAUCUCCAUUCUGGCCCCGAGUCUCCUGUCUCUCUCGCCGCCAAUGACAUCACAGCUCUUCUUCCAUGUAGCGAGGAGGACUUUGCCAGGGGCCAGGAACCACCAUCUCGGGCAGCCCUCGAGGACACGCCUCCUGCACUUGGGAAUCCCAAGUUAAUAUCCGACCCAAGGCGAUCCCUCUUCGCAACGUUGAUCCAGACGCACUACUUCUGGGGCCGGGUCUCCCGCAGGGCGGUCAAGUAUGAUAGGAGCUCCCGACCCUGGGAAGACACGAGCGAGUAUGCAGAGCUAGUCGCCAAGCUUCACGAGUGGGAAAGCAAUCUACCACACGAGCAUAUGUGGAGCCCUGUCCUGCUUAAGGGCUACAAGGCUGGGGGACAAGACCUGGCAUACCUGAGCAUCACCAACUCAACCCGAUUGUGCAACAUUGUUUUGCGAAAGGCUUAUUUGAGCGAGAUGAUAAAUCUUGAUCAGUUGGAACCUCAGAUGCAGACUUUUUGGUCCAACAUGUCACUAGAACUCUUCAAGAAUGUGAAGCUCUUGUAUGAGCAGAUAGAGACGCAAUUCAUGGAGAGGGCGGCUGACGACAGCCUCGGCGCUCAGAUGGCGUUGUUCUGCGUUUUCAGCUGUGGCCACAUGGCUACAUAUCUGUGCAAAUACCCCAAUGUCUGUCCGGAUCCCAUGAUCAGUCGCGAUGGACCUAUCAUGCUCCAACGGGCUAUGCAGAUUCUCACGGAAGCAUCCCAGGUGUGGCCAUUAGCUGCUCGAUGGCUCGAAAACCUGGAGAAGUUCUAUCGUGAUAAUAAGGGUGCCAUACCUGGCAUAGAGGGAAGCAUGGACGACAGCCGUGAUCCUGUACCUGAGGCUCUACAAGCAGCACCGGCGCGGCCUCCUUCCAGAAACGGCACCGGGACGAACCAAACAGCCACCCAGGAUGGUGGCAGCCAGCAAGGCCGAAACGGCGAAACACCCAACAACGCUGUCAUGCAAGCGCCACCCCAGGUGCCCACGCCGAUGAUGUACAUCGACCCGAGCAUGCGGAUGUCCCAGCAGACGCAGGCAGCGCAAGCCAUGGCCGGGAUGCCGCAGCAGCAGCUUGGAGAUCGGCCCGCGACCGACGGCCUGGGACUUCUUCUCGAGGCAUUUGAUUCCCACCAAGGAGCAAACAUGGCAGCAGCAGGCGCAGGCCAGGCAUACGAUCCCAGCCUCGCUGCAAACCAAGCUGGCUACUACGGGCAGCCAGGCACGGCCAUGCCUGGCAACGACGGAUAUGAGAAUGAAUUGCAGUUCUACAUCGAUGGAGCACCGACCGUGCACGGUUGGGUUGGCACAGGUGCAGGAAUGUACGGGUACUGA